Messenger RNA from Labrus bergylta (ballan wrasse), 3022 nucleotides. It is a transcript of the gene dpp3, whose product is annotated as dipeptidyl-peptidase 3. The record is from RefSeq and is a predicted model, not a curated record. Lineage: Eukaryota; Metazoa; Chordata; Actinopteri; Labriformes; Labridae. Gene Ontology annotation, molecular function: metalloexopeptidase activity; dipeptidyl-peptidase activity. Gene Ontology annotation, cellular component: cytoplasm. Gene Ontology annotation, biological process: proteolysis.
UGUCGCAGGUCAUGUUUGGGGGUCCUUCGUCGAUAGUGAAGCUGUGUUUCAAUCGUUUAUUGGUAAGAUGUUCUCGAUCGUGGAAAAGAUAUCCGACGAGGAUGGGAUUCGAACCCACGCGUGCAGAGCACAAUGGAUUAGCAGUCCAUCGCCUUAACCACUCGGCCACCUCGUCUGAUAUACGUUUCCUCAGUUCCUCCUCAUCAGCGUUGAACCUGGAAUUAAAGAUGGUGGAUUCCCAGUACUACCUCCCUAAUGACAUUGGCAUUUCUGCCCUUGACUGUGGUGAGGCCUUUCGUUUGCUUUCACCUCAGGAGAAGAUGUACGCCCACUACCUGUCCCGAGCUGCUUGGUAUGGUGGUCUGGCAGUGCUGCUGCAGACUUCCCCAGAGUCUGCGAACAUCUUUGUUUUGCUGCAGAAAAUCUUCAGGAAGCAGACGCCUGCACAGCUGGAACAGGUUGCCACAGCAGCUGGGCUCAGCUCUGAGGAGUAUCAGGCCUUCUUGGUGUAUGCAGCAGGUCUGUAUGCCAACAUGGGAAACUACAAGUCUUUUGGAGACACAAAGUUCAUCCCCAAUCUACCCAAGGACAAACUGGAUUCUCUGGUGAAGGCCAGCCAGGCGUUUCAAGAUCAGCCCAGUGAGAUGAAGGCCCUGUGGGACAGCUGCUCGUGUCUCCUCUACUCCCUGGAGGACAGACAGAAGCAACUGGGGCUGGGUGACAAGGGAAUUACCACCUACUUUUCAGGAAACUGCUGUCUGGAGGAUGCUGAGCUGGCUCAGAAGUUCCUUGACUCAAAGAAACUGUCCGCUUACAACACACGUCUGUUCAAGAGGGAAAAUGGAGGCAAAGCUUGCUAUGAGGUUCGCUUGGCUUCAGCUGUGCAGAAAGACUGUGCAGUCGAAGGGGAAUGCAACUCAUGCUGCGGUAGCUUCAACUUUGAAGACACAGAGUUUACUGUAAAAAGGGGAGACUAUGCUCCGCUCAUGGAAAAAGUCUGCUAUUACCUCGACAAAGCACAGUCGUAUGCAGCCAAUGAGAACCAGAGAAAGAUGCUUGAAGAAUAUAGCCGCAGCUUCACCCUUGGCUCAAUUGAAGCCCAUAAGGAGGGCUCACGCUACUGGAUCAAAGACAAGGGACCAAUCGUCGAGAGUUAUAUAGGUUUCAUUGAAAGCUACAGAGACCCAUUUGGUUCCAGAGGAGAGUUUGAAGGUUUUGUUGCGGUUGUAAACAAGGCAAUGAGUGAGCGUUUUGCCAAACUGGUGAGCUCAGCAGAAGUCUUGCUCCCUGAGCUGCCUUGGCCAAGAGACUAUGAGAAGGACACUUUCCUUAAACCCGACUUCACGUCACUGGAUGUUCUCACCUUCGCUGGCAGUGGAAUACCAGCUGGCAUCAACAUCCCCAACUAUGAUGACAUCAGACAGUCAGAGGGCUUUAAAAAUGUGUCGCUAGGCAACGUUCUCGCUGUGGCCUAUGCUACACAAAAAGAAAAACUCACCUUUCUGGAGGAGGAGGACAAGGAUUUGUUCAUCAAGUGGAAAGGACCAUCAUUCGAGGUGCAGGUGGGACUUCAUGAGCUGUUGGGCCAUGGAAGUGGCAAGCUGUUUGUCCAGGAUGAUAAGGGGAAGUUCAACUUUGACCAGACAAAGGUGACCAAUCCAGAGACUGGAGAACUGGUGUCCAGUUGGUAUCGUGGCAGCGAGACAUGGGACAGCAAAUUCUCCACAAUUGCUUCGUCUUAUGAAGAAUGUCGGGCUGAGUGUGUUGGACUUUAUUUGUGUCUCAACAAUCCAGUACUAAGUAUUUUUGGACAUGAUGGCCAGGAUGCAGAGGAUGUGGUGUACAUUAACUGGCUCAGCAUGGUGAGAGCUGGACUGUUGGGUCUGGAGUUCUACACAACGGAGAGCAAGAGCUGGAGACAGGCUCACAUGCAGGCUCGCUUUGUGAUCCUGCGUGUUCUGCUGGAGGCUGGGGAGGGCCUGGUAGGCCUGGAGGAAGUUACAGGAAAGGAUGGCAAGCCUGACGCUCGAAUCACAUUGGACCGCAGCAAGAUCCACACCGUGGGCAAACACGCCAUCCACAGGUUUCUCCAGAAACUGCAGGUUUUCAAGUCUACAGCAGAUGUGGAUGGAGGGAGAGCCAUGUACAACGGCUACUCUGCUGUCGGUGACGGCGGCGCUCACAACUUCUUGCGUCUCCGUGAGACAGUGCUGCUGAGGAAAGAGGCUCGUAAGAUGUUUGUCCAGGCCAACUCCAGAGUCAAUGGGGACAGCGUAGAGCUGGUUGAAUAUGAAGGCAGCGCAGCGGGGUUGAUUCGCUCUUUCACGGAACGUUUCGACGAAGAUGCAGAGAAACUGGAGGCCGACCUUGUGGAGAUGGGCAAAAGAGACGCCCCCUGCUGGUGUUGAUAGACGGAUGGAUGAUCUGCUCCAAUGGCACUUAAAAUAUCAACCAGAUUUUUUUUUUAUCAUAUAUGUGAAAGCAAACUGAUUCUAAAUGGAUAAAACACACAGAAGAACACUAUAUGAUCUCAUUAAUAUCAGACCAUUAAAUGAAUGGUUUGUACUUCCAAUAAAGCCAUAAGGUUAGAUCAGAUCUGCCCAAUGUAUUAGCCACGAUCCAAUGUCUGGUCUGUUUAUGUAAACAGGCUCAAAUCAGAACUUCUCUCUUCAACUCUUGGAUAAAUUUGAACUAUGUUCUGACUUCUAUUUAAACCAAUGCUGCCUGACAAGACAAAUGUGUUUGAAGUGACUCACACUUUCUGACUAUAGCUAAGUUUAAAAUUCUCUUCAGAAAAAAAUGGAUCCAUCUUUACUGUUACAAAAUGUUGUUUUACGGUUCAUGAUGAUCGGAUAGGUUGAAAGUAGACCAGGUACCAUUACAGCAUUAUGCCAACUGUUAGGCAGAAUAUUUUUCCUGCUUUGUUUGAUAUGAAGAAAACAUUAAUAAGUUGACUGUAUACAAUGAUGCUGUCCAAAAGCCAUGAGUUAAAUCCACACAAAUAAAAUCGGUUUGAUGUCAA